AUGGUUUUUGGAUGUUAUCAUUACAACGAAAAAGAUUGUUGCAAAUUCUAUCGCUUUCCAAUAAAUUUGAAAGAAAAGAAAAAAUGGAUAAAGUUGAUGAGAAGAACUGAUGAACCUAAGACAGGGGCUCGCGUAUGCAGCUGUCACUUUGUAGAGGGUAAAAAAGAAAAUGGACCAACAAUCCUACCCCAUCGUCCUCAUCAGUUUGGUACACAUCACUUGACACCUGAGAAAAAAAAGUUUCGUAAAACCACACAGACUAUAUCACAUAAUAUGCUAGAAUUGGUAGAUAUUAUGGCAGAUGAUAGARUAUUGUGUGAGAACAGUGACAUAAUUAAUCCAAUUGAACAUGAUAUUAAUAAUGAACCACUAGAUUUAUCAAUGCAACCAAUAUUGAAUUCAAGUUCUAAGUUGAACGAUAGAAUAAAAUUUAACUAUGCAAAUUUGAAUCAAAAUGAUGAGCUGUUAAACUCUUACACUGGUUUACCUUCAAACUCAGUGUUUCAAGCACUUAAUAAUUUAGUAAAACCAUUGAACAUUGAAUAUCAUUUAAUGUGGUCUGUGGAAAGCAUCAGCAAAGAAGAUCAAAUACUCAUAACCUUAAUGAAGUUGAGGCAUAAUUUUCCACAUUUUGAUUUAGCAGUCAGAUUUAACUGCACAUUAUUUAAAAAAUGCAUGAGUAAAAUACCAUCUAGAGAAAAAAAUAAAUUGUGUAUGCCCAAUGUAUUCAAACCAUUUUUAAAUUGCYGAAUUGUUAUUGAUUGMACUGAGAUUUUUACUGCUGUUUCUCGCCAAUCCAUGAAUAUCCAAAAUGACACAUACAGCAAUUAUAAACAUAGGAAUACUUGGAAAGCAUUGAUAGGAAUCGUACCAAACGGUGUAGUUACUUUUGUGAGUAAACUAUUCCCUGGGUCAACUUCUGAUAAAGUAAUAACUUUAAAAAGUGGACUUUUGGAACAGCUAGUGCCAGGUGAUUUGAUUCUAGUAGAUAAAGUGUUUCUAAUUAGAGAGAUAUUACCCUCGGGAGUAUCAUUAAAUAUCCCUCCAUUUUUAGACACUCCACAAUUUACUCCUGAUCAAGUACUACAGACUGAAACAAUAGCAAAAGCCAGAAUACACGUUGAAAGAGCAAUUCAAAGAAUUAAAUGCUACUCAAUACUAGAUGUCAUUCCUUUUUCGAUGCUUAAACAAGCAGAAAGUAUUUUUCAAUUGGUUGCAGAGUUAACAAAUUUGCAGCCUCCCCUUAUUAAAGAAAUUCAAACCCACAUGUGA
Diuraphis noxia (Russian wheat aphid) is the source of this 1272-nucleotide messenger RNA. RefSeq lists its product as uncharacterized. The record is from RefSeq and is a predicted model, not a curated record. NCBI's taxonomy places the organism in Eukaryota, Metazoa, Arthropoda, Insecta, Hemiptera, Aphididae.